AUGUUACCUGGAGGUAAUUUAUAUGGUAUAUAUUGGUUAAUUGUAUCAUCAUAUUUUCUUGGUUGGAGUCUUGCAUACAUACCAUCAUUAAAUAUACCACCAGUAUUUGGUAUGUUAUUAUCUGGUAUUCUAUUUCGUGCUAAUAAUUUUAAUAUUCAUGAUGAUAUCAGUAGUGAUAUUAUUGGAAAAAUACGUACAUUUUGUGUGUCAUUUGUUAUGUUACGUGCUGGUUUACAAUUAACAACAACAGCUAUUAAAAAUAAUCCAUUGUUUUUAAUUAAACUUGCACUUAUACCUUGCACAUUUGAAUUUUUAACAAUAGCAUUUGUAUCAAGAUUUAUACUUGAUUAUCCAUGGAGUUGGGCAUUUUUAAAUGGGACAAUUGUGGCAUGCAUGUCACCAGUUGUAACUGUCAAUUGCAUACUUGCACUUGCUGAAAAAGGAUAUGGUGAAGAUAAAGAAAUAGCAACGUUACUUUGUACAGCAACAUCAAUCGAUGAUGUUCACAUAAUUUCACUUUUUUCAGUUUGUUAUUCAUUUGUCUUCAAAGAAGAUAAAAAUAAUGCUGGCUGGUGGACUUAUAUACCUGGUGGUUAUCGUGAUCUUAUUUUGGGUCUAUUAAUUGGUUUAUGUUUUGGUUUAUUAUAUACAUUUGUUCCACAUAGAAAUGCAAAUUAUGUUUUUUGGUAUCGAUUAUUUUUUAUUGUUAUAACAUCAAUAAUGUUUACAACAGCAGCAAGUACAAUUGCAAUAACUGGUGGUGGUUAUUUAGCUGUUGUUGUUAUGUCAUUUGUAUCAGCAACUGGAUGGCGUUUAUUAUCUGGUAUAACAUUUGAUAUAACACCAUUACGUAUUGCUGUUUAUUAUUUAUGGCAUUUUAUUCAACCUGUUUUGGUUGGUAUUAUUGGCGCUGAAAUUGAUCUUCAACUAUGGUCACCCAAGAGAUUUUGUCUUCAUGUUCUUUGUAUACUCUUGGGACUUUUCGCAAGAAGUGUAUUUGCUGUUUUAUCUACUUUUGGAAUGACCUUCAAUAUGAAAGAACGAAUAUUCGUAGCUUUGGCUUGGUUGCCAAAAGGAACACUACAGGCAGCCUUAGCACCAAUGGCUCUUCAACAUGCACGUGAAACUGGUGAUGAAAAUGAUAUAUCAUUGGCAAUUGACAUUGUUAGAAUAUCGGUUAUUUCAAUAAUAUUAUUAGCACCACUUGGUGCUAUUUUAAUGAUGAUAUUUGGACCAAUAUUGUUGAAUAAAAUUGAUGAAAGUGAAAUAACUCAACGUAGACAUUUGAGUAUAUUACGAUGGACAAGCUUACAGCCAGUUAGACGUGAUUCAACAAAAGAUUUAAUAAGAGAAUAA
Molecule: messenger RNA, 1356 nt
Organism: Aphidius gifuensis
Lineage: Eukaryota; Metazoa; Arthropoda; Insecta; Hymenoptera; Braconidae
Product: sodium/hydrogen exchanger 9B2-like
Exons: 6
Coding region: 1-1356 (451 amino acids)
Source: RefSeq, a predicted model, not a curated record